Molecule: messenger RNA, 6318 nt
Organism: Phalacrocorax carbo (great cormorant)
Lineage: Eukaryota; Metazoa; Chordata; Aves; Suliformes; Phalacrocoracidae
Source: RefSeq, a predicted model, not a curated record
CCAGAAAAGCUUCCCUCCUUCUCCCUCUGCCUUCAUUGGAUCCUGCUCUUUUGAACUGAUCAGAACAGGCAAAUGUAGCCACCCACCUCUAGGAGGAAAACUGAGCUGCAGCCCUGGUGAAACAUAAAGUUUAUUUGACUAAAGUGACGCAAAAAAUUCUUAAAGAGCUCUUUGGCAGCAGAUUAUCUGGAAAUCAGACCAUGUGAGGGGGAUUGGCGUACAAAAACCUCACCAAGAUGCUGAGUUGCCCACAGGCUGAGUGCCCGAGACUCUGAAGUAAAUGUGGGUGAAGGUUACUCGAGCUUGGAUAACUCCAAGGGAAGCGCUUCAAACCCAUCCGAACGACAGAUGGUGUUUGUGCCUUCAAUCCAAUGGAUAUAAAUAUGGAAGAGGAAUUCUAGAAGUGCUGGGAAUACGCUGGGAAGACAAGCCGCAAGGGCACUCUCCGCUGCUGUCCAUCUGCAAGUGAUCAGAACAAACCUCGGGGAAAAAUGGAAAAAAAGGCAACAAGCAACGAGACUGAGCCGCUGACUUCCAAGAAAGAUGCCUCAGACUGUAACGAAGGGGAAGACUGUAAAGAGAACGGACUUCUGGUCAGGAACCCUAAGUCUGCCCUACGGCUAGUGGAGGAUGGCAAUAAAGUCCAUCCCAGCCAGGGAGAUAAAGGGGAGGCAGCUCAGAUCUCAAACGGUUAUUCAGGGGUUCAGAGCUCUGUUCCCUGCAGUGCAACGGGGGAGAUGGAAGAUGCCCAGUGCACUGCCCCAGCAGCCACAACCACCACUACAACCACCACUUCUACCACCUGCGGAGCAGAGGGCCAGCAGCAGCUGAUGGAGCUAGAAGACAGAGAGACCUGGAGUAAAAAAAUUGACUUUCUCCUCUCUGUCAUUGGAUACGCAGUGGAUCUGGGAAAUGUGUGGAGAUUUCCUUACAUAUGCUAUCAAAACGGAGGAGGAGCAUUCCUCAUUCCUUACACAAUUAUGGCCAUCUUUGGAGGGAUUCCUCUCUUCUAUAUGGAACUAGCACUAGGACAGUACCACAGGAAUGGGUGUAUUUCAAUUUGGAGAAAAAUAUGUCCUAUAUUCAAAGGAAUUGGCUUUGCCAUCUGUGUAAUAGAUCUUUACGUAGCCUCCUACUACAACACCAUUAUGGCUUGGGCCUUUUACUACCUCGUAUCCUCCUUCACGACGCAGCUGCCGUGGACUAGCUGCACAAACGCCUGGAACACAGGCAACUGCACUGACUACUUCAGCAAGGACAAUGUCAGCUGGUCUCUGCACUCCAUCUCUCCCGCGGAGGAAUUUUAUACCCGCCAAGUUCUACAGGUGCACAGGUCCAACGGGCUGGAUGACCUGGGGGGCAUUAGCUGGCAACUGACCCUCUGUUUAUUGUUAAUCUUCACCAUUGUAUACUUCAGCAUCUGGAAAGGGGUCAAAACAUCUGGCAAGGUGGUAUGGGUGACUGCCACAUUCCCUUACAUCAUCCUCUUUAUCCUGCUAGUGAGAGGUGCGACCUUGCCUGGGGCUUGGAGAGGUGUCCUCUACUACUUGAAACCUGACUGGCAGAAACUCCUGGCCACUGAGGUUUGGGUGGAUGCAGCAGCUCAGAUUUUUUUCUCCCUUGGUCCAGGUUUUGGGGUCCUAUUGGCUUAUGCCAGCUACAACAAAUUCCAUAACAACUGCUACCAAGAUGCUCUGGUUACCAGUACCGUGAACUGCGUGACUAGCUUUGUGUCCGGAUUUGUCAUUUUCACUGUGCUGGGAUACAUGGCUGAGAUGAGGAAUGAAGAUGUGUCAGAGGUUGCCAAAGAUACCGGACCCAGCCUCCUCUUCAUUACGUAUGCUGAGGCCAUUGCAAACAUGCCGGCUUCCACUUUCUUUGCCAUCAUCUUUUUCCUGAUGUUACUCACGCUGGGAUUAGACAGCACGUUUGCAGGACUAGAGGGAGUGAUUACCGGAGUCCUGGAUGAAUUCCCACACGUCUGGAGCAAACGCAGGGAAUUGUUUGUCCUUGGUCUCACCAUCAUUUGCUUUCUGGGGUCAUUAGCAACCCUGACGUUUGGAGGCGCGUAUGUGGUAAAGCUGUUUGAAGAAUAUGCCACGGGUCCGGCCGUCCUAACAGUCGUGUUUCUGGAAGCAGUUGCUGUGGCCUGGUUCUAUGGCGUCACCCAGUUUUCCAACGAUGUGAAGGAGAUGCUGGGCUUUACCCCAGGCUGGUACUGGCGAGUUUGCUGGGUAGCAAUUAGCCCCAUCUUCCUUCUGUUCGUCACUUGCAGUUUUCUGUCCAAUCCUCCUGAGCUACGGCUUUUUGAUUACAGUUACCCCUACUGGACCACAGUAGUGGGUUAUUGCAUAGGAACCUCUUCUAUCAUCUGUAUUCCAAUCUACAUGGUUUAUCGGUUGAUCAUCACUCCAGGAACACUUAAGGAGCGUAUUCUGAAAAGCAUUACUCCAGAAACGGCUACAGAAAUUCCUUUUGGAGACAUCCGCAUGAACGCAGUAUAAGCUACCCCGUCUUCUGGGGGGGAGAGGGGGAGCAUAAAAGGUAACUUUCCCCAUACUCUCCCCCCCAAAGAAUUACAUUUCCAGUUGAAACAACAAACGGAGGAGUUUUCUGUGGAGGCUGCAUCACUGGCAACGGGCAUUUGGAAACACGAUGCCUCCAGCACAUUUAUCCAAGCAAUCCAAUGAAAUCUGCUGCGCACUUCUAACCAGACUGAAGUGAGGACUAAUUCCCCCUGGAAACACGAGGAUGGCUGUGUGCAUGAGACCACCUCUGCUCCCUGCGGGGGCACGGGGGCUGUUUGAGCGUGCGCGAUUGCACAGGCCACUCCAGGACGAGUACCAGCGGGUAGGAUUAGGUGUAGAACCCCGAGUCUGUGGCAGUACUCCUGUAUCUUCCUCAAUGUGAUCGUUCGUACUGGGCAAUGUCGUAUUCGCUUCUAAGGUUCUAAUUGCUUAAACUACAUUGAAAAUACAAAAAUAUUUCUGAUAGCCAUACAUUACUCAAGUAACGCAGGGUUUUAUAAACUAUAAAUAGUAAAUUCCCAGGUUUGUAGUGGAGUAGACAAAGGAAAAGGAAACGAUCCUGAGCAUCACUAUAUACAGCUCUGCAUACAUUAGCACACACAUUUGGUAGUGUUAUCCUCACUGCAUUUUGUAGACGGUAACUGUUUCUACUAAUUGUUUCUCGCAUAGCAAAUACCACAAAAGCAUUUUUUGUAAUGCUGUAGGCUUCGCUUUCCUUUAGACCAAAUCAAGCCACAAAAACUCAUCAUGGGUUGCUCGACAAGUAACUACGUUGCUGGCACAUACUGCACUGUUUUCAUAACUAAGCUAGAGAUUCACAUCACUCUCCUGACAGAGCUAACGCUUGCACCCAAAGAAACUACAGACAACAUCAAUUUUUUUGAGUUCUGAUGCCAAAAAGUGGAAUCUUAACGAUCUGCUUUGCCUCGUUUUUUUUUUUUUUCCUAAAUUUAAUUUCACCCCUAAAAUAUGCUGGAGCCUGUGGCUUCUUCUGUUCUUUCCUAGAACUGAACUAAAGUUUAGAACAAUCCUUUUGGCUGCCUGAGGAAAGUUUAACAAACUAUCCAAACCUACUUUGAAGAUUUAUUAGCUCAUAUUCUAAUGUGAAAGCAUUUGUUUUUCACCCUGAAGAAGAGGGGAAAUUUCUUUGAAUAAGAAGUUGAGUAGAGCUCAGCAGGAUUGAUUCUCAACAGAACUAUUUAUAUUAAGUUUCGAGGCACUGAUACACAGAUUAACUUCCAUGCACACACUAACGUCUUUAUAUCAUAUGCAUACACGUGCUCUCCAAACGUACCUGCCCUUCAGACCGACUGCAAUUGCCAAGUCAGCUGGAGGACAACAGUUUUGCUGCAGUUGCAUGGAAGUUUAGAUAAACCUAAGUAGUCACCAUUUACGGAGAAACACUGUAUUCUUACUCUACCACAUAGAUUAUACCAAACGUAAAAUAAAAUAGAGGAUAAAAGUCUUUUUUGUAUCUCACGGUCUGCUUAGGUAACGUACUGCUAAAAUUAACAAGGUUACACGCGCAUUCAUACAGCAGGCAUUAAGAAACCUGUUGAGUUUACACUGGUACGAAGAGCUUCCCAUGUCAGAGGAGAGCAGAGAUGGUCCGUUUGCCUUUUGAAACCGCUUUCACCACUCCCGCCAAGGCUCUCCUCCUUCAGUGUGCAGACACCUCCCAGAGGAAGGCCCGUAACACUUCAGCUACUGGCUUGAGUUCACUUAACGGCAGGUCUCAAGCCCAACUUCCAAUAAGGAAAUAACUUAAAGGGACAAUGACUGUUCUUCCAGAACUACGAAAAAGACUCCUAAACUGUUUGUAAAAAGGGAAUAUGUUCCUGCAUUGCCACCAGAAAAACAUAAUAAAUCUGUCUUACUGGACAGUUACUCGUAAGAAACAGUUUUGUACCUUAUCCCUCAAGUAUAUUUGAAAACUACUUCCAAAACUGGCUUCACUGCAACGAAAGAGGAACAGUUCGGGAAUUCUUUUAAUAUUAGAAAGCCAUUUAGUUGUUAAGUUACCAAUCAGAAAAUUAGUGAUUUUCUAAAAAUUAAAUUUUCUGUUAUGAGUUAAUUAGUCGAAAAAAAUACGUAUGAAAUGUCAAUGUAAGAUAAAUGAGGUACUCGCACGUAUCCAAUAUCAAAGUGUGGGAAAUCAAGGAGAAAACCCUACCCAGCUUCUCCAUUCUUCCCACUGGUGCUCAACUAACACUAGAUAGGUUUCCUCUUAAAUGCGUAAGUAUUUAUACAGAUAAACCUUAUGAAUUGAUUUUUUUUUUUGCCAGACCUGAUACCGUUCCAUGUUAGGCAUAUUAAAAAAACAAAACAAAAACCAACCUCCCCCCAACCAACCCGAACCCUCCAGUUCCGCUGUGUAGUCAUUUACGUACAACCCCCGCUAAACAGACAUUCUGCCACCUUUUAGGAGGAAGGGUGAAGGUGGGGGCAGAAAUGGUUAAGUACGAGCACCCUCUGUAGCAAAGCCAAAGUUUCUCUUUCACCCCUUCAAAACAAACCAAGACCUGGAACGUUAUUUCUAAUGGAAUAAUUUGCAGCGUAACCAUUGCAGAAAUCACUGCUAUUUAGCAUGCGCUACUACUGGCGUUAUUUUUUUUAUACGGCAUUUGAAAUGGCAAAAGACACAUUGUUAAUUUGCAUUUUUUAAGACACUAAUACACGAUAGACGUCGUCCCUCUGGGUGGUUUUAGCACAGAAUACCGAGCAACUCCCCAAGAAAUGCUGCUGUCUUCUAGCAGAUUAACAGUCAGCCAAGAAGCCCCGAUAUUAAUGCAAGCCCUGCAACAGCCACAGUGUAAAAUAUGGCAAGGUGUCUCGGCCUGAAUUUCUCAGCUGAAAAAUGAGAAUGAUACACUGUGAGUACAGAGGUACUGAGAGAGGUGAAAGGGGUUUUUUUAACUAUUUGAAGAUAUAAAAAGCAAUGUAGACAUGCAAAAUCACAGGAAAAAUAUUUUUAGAAACAGGCAGUCCAGACGAUCACUGGUGAUGCUAGGUCUUUGCUCUCUUUCCACCAGGAUAAUCCAGCCUGAGGUCUUUAUGGGAAUGGGGGCAAGGAAGCCCUCCACAAGUGGAUUAAAAAGGCUUUUCUUUUCCUGAAUAAUACAAAGACAAAACACAUCUAUGUUUUCACUCUAUAAAAGCUGAACUUGCAAGGCAAUUUAGUCCCCCUUCUCUUUUUUAUAUGGCACACUGGUUUGAAGUUUUCUAAAUCUUCUUAUGAGAAGUUCAUUUAUUAGUGUCUGUUUAGCUGAGUGGCUGAAAUAUUGAGGAAUUGGUUUCAUUUAUUUUUGUUGUUGAUUCUUUUUUAUUCCUUUUACAUAUUCACCUGAAAACAUUUAGAGUAACCAAUAUUUAUCAGGUAGGUCAAGAAGCAGCCACAUAUUAAACACUGUUUUUGUACAAAAACCUAGUUCUACUGGUACCAAAUGGGCUGCACUGCAAUUAAGUGUGUUGUGAGGCAAACAAACAAAUUCCUCCUCUUCAGCUCAUCUUCCGCUUAUCUAUCACACAAGUAUUUCCUACCCUCUAUUCUGAACAGUGAAAAGCAAUUUAUGAAACUGGUAAAUUGGGAAUAUGUUUGCCUUUUAAGCAAAGAGAAUUAAACUGGAGUUUUAGCUGUACAGAACUAAGUAUUCCCCCCAACUUGUACAUGAUGCACCUGUAUUAAUUUAUGCGGCCGUUUAGUUACAAGUGUUGCAAGCUGAUUGUAAGUCAUCAGUAUGUGCCUUGUACUGUAAACUGUUAUGGUAAUAAAUUUAAUAUUCAUAAUCCA